This is a messenger RNA of Mesocestoides corti, 972 nucleotides long. The record is from the annotation of a GenBank genome assembly. NCBI's taxonomy places the organism in Eukaryota, Metazoa, Platyhelminthes, Cestoda, Cyclophyllidea, Mesocestoididae.
UUGCAGGUUCCCUUUGGCAUUAACAUUGAUAAGCCUCGUUACGACCAGUCAACAUACAUUGGUCGUGCGAAACAUUUUUUCAUCACCACCAAUCCCCUUAAUUGCUUAAAGACAAGUCGGGAACUAGAUGAAGCCAAGACGAUUGUUCAAAAGUACAAAGCUGGGGAACGCAUCCCUGGAUUGACCGAGGACAAAUUGUGGAAAGCAAAACAAACCUAUGACUCGGCCUUUCAUCCCGAUACCGGCGAGAAAAUGUUUAUUCUCGGCCGCAUGGCCUUCCAGGUCCCUGGAAAUAUGUCCAUCACUGGUUGCCUGCUUACGUUCUACAAAUCUCCGGCUGCUGUUAUCUUCUGGCAAUGGUUUAACCAGUCUUUUAACGCAAUUGUCAAUUAUACAAAUAGAAGUGGUGAUGCCCCAAUUUCUCCCACACGUUUAGGUGUUUCCUAUGUUCUGGCCACAGCCGGUGCUGUAACUAGCGCUCUAGCAAUCAACAAACAAGUUUCGCACUUCCCACCUGUUAUUGGACGUUUGGUGCCCUAUGCUGCCGUGGCAGUAGCUAAUUGCAUUAAUAUUCCCUGCAUGCGAAGUGGCGAACUUAGCUCUGGCAUCGACGUAACAGAUGAGGAUGGUAAAAAGCUGGGCAAGUCAGUUCGCACUGCUCGCGUUGCCAUUGCCCAAGUCACAAUUUCCCGUGUUCUCAUGGCUUCUCCUGGCAUGGUUCUUCCGCCAUUCUUGAUGGAUGCUUUGGAACGCCGUGGCAUUUUGCAACGUUAUCCAUGGAUCAGCGCUCCUCUUCAGGUCAUCCUCUGCGGUCUCUUCCUUACCUUUACAACACCUAUGUGUUGUGCCCUGUUCCCUCAAAAUAGCUCAAGGCCAUUCCAUAAGCUUGAGAAAGACCUUCAGGAGAAGAUAAUUAAGGAGCUUGGAGACAAACCUGUACCGAAAGUCGUCUACUACAAUAAGGGAUUGUAA